Messenger RNA from Sodiomyces alkalinus F11, 333 nucleotides. RefSeq names its product replication factor A protein 3. Gene Ontology annotation, molecular function: single-stranded DNA binding; damaged DNA binding. Gene Ontology annotation, cellular component: nucleus; site of double-strand break; DNA replication factor A complex. The record is from RefSeq and is a predicted model, not a curated record. NCBI's taxonomy places the organism in Eukaryota, Fungi, Ascomycota, Sordariomycetes, Glomerellales, Plectosphaerellaceae. Gene Ontology annotation, biological process: base-excision repair; DNA replication; double-strand break repair via homologous recombination. Bases 1 to 333 code for a protein of 110 amino acids. The transcript is spliced from 3 exons.
AUGGCCGAACCUACCUCAACCCCGCGUAUCAACGCCCAAUAUCUCGACUCGUAUGUCGGCCGCAAUGUCACCAUAGUCGGCAAAGUCACCCAGCUCCGAGGCGAGUCUGCUAUCCUUGACGCCGAUGGGCCCAUUACUGCCAUGCUUAAUCGCGACUCUCAUCUGAGCAACGGAAAUGCCGCCCAGAUUAUUGGCAAGGUGAACCCAGAUCUGUCGAUUAAGGUCCUGACCUCGAAGGAUUUGGGUACUGGUGUCGACCUCAAGCUUGCCUCCGCUGUCGUUGAGGCGACUCACAACUUCAAACCUCUCUUCGUGUACGAAUCGACCAAUUGA